Molecule: messenger RNA, 3114 nt
Organism: Callorhinchus milii (elephant shark)
Lineage: Eukaryota; Metazoa; Chordata; Chondrichthyes; Chimaeriformes; Callorhinchidae
Gene: anos1
Product: anosmin-1
Exons: 14
Coding region: 85-2094 (669 amino acids)
Biological process (GO): neuron differentiation
Cellular component (GO): cell surface; extracellular region
Molecular function (GO): peptidase inhibitor activity; protein binding
Source: RefSeq, a predicted model, not a curated record
AGAGAGAGAGAGAGAGAGGGAGAGAGCACAGAUUGCAUCCAGGACGAACCAGCCCCACACGGGAGAGGACCUGUCCCUGUGACCAUGCCCCUGACUGCCCGGGUGCUGGUGCUGGUGUGGAUUAGUGUGGGGGUGGGCUGGGCUGCCCGCAGGUCAGAGGAGGCUCUCCCCAUCGACAGCAUCUCCAUUGCCAGAUGCACGUCCCGCUGCCUGAGCUUACACAUCACUCGGCUCUCAGCCCUGGUCAGGACCUUCCAGAAUAAUGGAUCCCUGAACUGGUGUCAGAAUCACAAGCAAUGCUCAAAGUGCCUGGAGCCUUGUAAAGAAUCUUGGGACCUACAGGAGACUCAUUGUCAGAGCAAGUGUGAGUCUCUUUUUCCAAAGAAACACUACGAAUGCCUGACCAGCUGUGAGUUCCUCAAAUCCAUCCAGUCAGUAAAGCAGGGCGACUGUCCCGCCCCAGAGAAGGCCAGCGGCUUUGCGGCCGCCUGCGUGGAGAGUUGCGAGGUCGACACCGAGUGUUCGGGCCUGAAGAAAUGCUGUUCCAAUGGCUGUGGUCACACUUGUCAGAUCCCGCGAAACCUGUUCAGGGGUGUCCCACUGAAGCCCAGAAAGGAGCUAAGCUUCGCCGAACUGAAAACGGGAAAUCUGGAGAUCAAAUGGUCUUCGAAGUUCAACAUUUCAGCAGAACCAGUCAUCUACGUGGUGCAGAGAAGGUGGAACUAUGGCAUCUAUCCCAGCGAAGAUGAUGCAUCCGACUGGCAGACGGUUACACAGACCACCGAAGAGCGAGUCCAGUUGCCUAACAUCCGCCCCAGCAGGUGGUAUCAGUUUCGAGUGGCAGCAAUUAACGUUCACGGCACUCGAGGAUUCACCGCUCCCAGCAAGCACUUCCGCUCAUCAAAAGAUCCCUCCGCUCCCCUGGCUCCGUCCAACGUGAGGGUCGGCAACUUCACUGCCAGCAGCGACGGCACCAUGAGCACCAGGAUUGUCUGGGAUGUCCUGGAGGAUCCCGAUAUCCCAGUUCAUCAUUACAAAGUCUUCUGGAGCUGGAGCGUCAAUGGGAAGUCCAUGGUCCCGACCAAGAAGAAGCGAAGGAAAACCGUGAACGGGUCUCAAAGCCAUGUAGUUUUGGAAGGACUUCAGCCCAACAACAGUUACAUGGUGGAACUGCAGGCAGUGACUUACUGGGGUCAAGUGCGUCUAAAAAGUGCUAAAGUCUCGCUGCACUUUUAUACUCCCCGAACUCUCGAUACAAGGGAUCGAUCAUCUUCAACUAAAUCCAGACACGGAGUGGUCAAUACCCUCCCUGCCUCCCAUGGGAAAAGAACUCUGCGUCUCAUUGAUGUUGGGGCGCCAUUCUAUCAGGAAAACCAGCUCCAGGUUAAAAUUUACUGGAAGAAAAUGGAAGAUCCAGAUGCCAUUGUUGAGCGUUACCUCGUCCAGUGGAUACCGGAGUCCUGCUCGCACAAUGAGACCAGAGGUUCAAGCAAAGCCAUCUCCCACGAAAACUACAUCAUUCUUCCAGGGCUGCUGUUUUCUUGCAAAUACAAGGUUACAGUCCAGGCGAUGAGGCCUAAGGGUCAAGGGAAAGCAGAGACUGUGAUGUUCAUUACUCCGUCUUGCGCCUCUUCUCGAGGCAAGGGUCAAAAACACAACGUCUGUCCCAGCGAGGGUGCCACCAACGUUCCCAAAGUGCUUGUGAAGCCGGAGAACUUAUCGGCAUCAUUCAUAAUUCACAUGGGGAAUAUUACAGGACAUUUCUACUGGAGGAUAUCGCGAGCCCAGCUCCAUCAGCCAGUCACAGGAUUCCAGGUUACAUGGGCAGAGGUGACCACAGAGAGCCGGCAAAAUAGCUUACCAAAUAGCAUCAUAUCCCAAUCACAGAUACUGCCUCCAGACCACCACACGCUCAUUGUGCCCAAUCUGCGGCCAUCAACAUACUACAGAUUGGAGGUACAGCUGCUCACUACAGCUGGAGAGGGACCAGCAACCGUCAAAACAUUCCAGACACCCAGCUUAACUUCCUCUCGCUUACACAGUCCCCGAAUGAAACAUCACCAUCAGCAGAAACCAGUAUCCGUGAAAUACUGAAGUCACUUGAGGUCGACCAAGGAUGGAAAAUGUUUAAGGACUGUUGACGCGAGGAGAAAAGCAAUGCCUCACUUCCUCCCCCUCUCCAAGUUGAGAGGAAGCAAAAGAAUGUGUCCCUUCGAGAAGCCCCUUUUAAAGCUGAUCAAACCAGUGCCAUAAAGCUUGUAUACUUCAAUGUAAUCGUCACUGUAUAAUGUCUUCAAAGGGUGGCUCUGAAAUUGUGCUAUUUAUUAACUUCUGUUUCUGUUGAAUGUGCUGAUCCUCAUUAUAUAUGCAAUGAUGUGUGCACAUUCCCUCUGGAUGCUGCUAUCAGGCAGGUGUGUUGGAGAAUGCGACUGAAAUCCGCAUAUUUUAAUUGGGAAAUGAGAAUCAUGUCAGUUACUUAAUCUAUUGCAUGUAAUAAAGUUAUUAAAUUAUAAUGUAAAUGAAUCUUAUCAGAUGUUGGCAAAAUAUGGUUGCAUGAUAGAUCCCGUCAGUGUUCAGUUUAGGCAUGACUUCCAUGUCUAUGUUACCUCUGCUGAAUAUAUUAACUUGACCGCAGUUUACAGAAUAAUUAACAAAAGUGUAUAUGUACAAAUUAUUUACUUUUUAAUAUCGGAAUGAUGUAGUAUUACUGAAUUGGUUGUAGAAAUCGUGUUCCUCAUUGCAGUCCUUGUUUUUUUUAGAACAAUAUUUAUUAAGCAAUUUUGCCUGUGUAUUUUUUUUGUUCUGUUUAGUGCGUCUGUGUCGUCUUUGGGAUAGCAAACCUCUUGUAAAGACAUUUUGUAAAAAUGGAAUUGUAAAUAGAGUUUGUUGUAAGUUACAUUCCCCAAUAUUUUCAUGUUAGGCUUUGUACAUAGUGUUGAAGUAUUAAAGACCUCUUUUUCCCUCAUCCACAAAAAUAUGGACAAAGUGUACAACCAAUCGCAAGUAUUUUGUAUCCAUUAUUUUCCUUUUGAUUAACAAAUAUUGGGUGGCUGCCUAGCGCAGUUGGUAGUGCUUUCCACUGAGUCAUGAAACUUGUGGGUUCAACCCCCCCCC